This is a messenger RNA of Topomyia yanbarensis, 1438 nucleotides long. It is a transcript of the gene POLDIP2, whose product is annotated as polymerase delta-interacting protein 2. Bases 156 to 1310 code for a protein of 384 amino acids. Gene Ontology annotation, cellular component: nucleus; mitochondrial nucleoid. The record is from RefSeq and is a predicted model, not a curated record. Gene Ontology annotation, biological process: error-free translesion synthesis. Lineage: Eukaryota; Metazoa; Arthropoda; Insecta; Diptera; Culicidae. Gene Ontology annotation, molecular function: DNA binding. The transcript has 3 exons.
CAACUUUUGAUAGAAUUUGACAAAUUUUUGAAGGAAGCUGCAGGUGAAUAAGAUCUGAUGGUUGGGUCGGUGUAAUAAACAGCGAAUUGGAAAAAAGUGUAAACUUCAUUUUUUGAAACAACAUCGGACAUUUGAAAAGGGCAUUACUUGCUACAAUGGGAUUCUACGUGACUCAAAGAAUAGUGCGACAUUUUCGUCCGAUUUGUUUCCAGCUAUCCGUUCGGUAUUUCUCCGUAUCCGAUCAGCAGAACACUCGCCUAGCAGAGGUGGGGAAGUUGGAACUUCCUAAAGCGCAGGGAAAGUACGAAACUGGCCAGCUAUUCCUACACCGCGUGUUUGGCUAUCGCGGAGUAAUACUGUUCCCAUGGUUGGCCAGGGUUUACGAUCGAGACUUACCAACUCAAAACAAAGGUGGACAGAAUGAAGCCAUUACGGCAGCUGCUUCCGGAAACGAUUCAGCCGUUCCUCCGAACGCUAACAAAGAAGUACAGAAAAAGACCCAUACGUUCUACCAGGUUCUGAUAGAUCAACGUGAUUGCCCGUACAUUCGAGCGCAAACUGAAGCCGUCACGUUCUUGGGCAAUCAGGAGUCUAGCAGAAGCUUAUACGCGAUUCCAGGGCUGGAUUACGUGGCUCAUGAGGACAUUUUACCAUACAGCUCGGGAGAUCAGCAUCCGCUGCAACAUGAAUUAUUUGACAAAUUUUUGGCGCACCAACCAGAUAAGGAUCCGCCCUUCAGUGCACAGGAUACAUUGCGUGCGUGGCAGAGAAAAAAUCAUCCAUGGCUCGAGCUGUCCGAUGUACACAAAGAAACUACCGAAGGAAUUCGAGUGACGGUGAUUCCAUUUUAUAUGGGUUGUCGUGAGACGCCAGCAGCUUCCGUUUAUUGGUGGCGUUACAGUAUCCGCUUAGAAAAUCUAGGAGAACUAAGCGUGCAGUUGCGUGAACGCCAUUGGAGAAUUUUCUCCCUGUCAGGCACUUUGGAAACUGUACGAGGCCGCGGUGUAGUUGGUCAAGAACCAGUUUUAAGUCCACGUUUGCCAGCGUUUCAGUACAGUUCACACGUCAGUCUGCAAGCACCUAGCGGUCACAUGUGGGGUACUUUCCGCAUGGAACGUGAAGAUGGACACAUGUUCGAUUGUCGCAUUCCGCCCUUUUCACUUGAGAGUAAACCCGAUGAUAGCGGCAAUUCUAACGACGACUCUACCACGAAUCUAAACAGCACCGACUCUACAUCGACAAAAACCCCAUCCGGUGGUUCGAAUUCAAGCGAAGGAGGGAGUACUAGCUCAGCAGGAGAUCGUGUUUGACGUCUUCGGAGUAAGAUAUAUGUGAGGGAUAUUUAUUGAACGACCUCUGUGAGAGGGUAUGUAACAUCCAAAAAAAAGCGUGUUUACCAUAAAAUUUCAUGAACUGUCAAAUCGACAACAUGCGAAAA